CUAAAAUGAAGGUUUUUAACAAUUUUCAAUAUUUGUUUUUAUUUGUUAUUGCGUUUUCAACGUGACCGCUAGCCCCCAAAGCAGUUACGCUUUCACAAAUUCACAGACUUCUAGGUUUCCUCCCCACCGUUGCUUUCUGGCCAUUCACCCCUCCCUUUAUAAACCUGGUUUUGAAGAAGAAGAAGAAGGGGGCAAUUCAUUCCUUCAAAUAAAUAAUCUUGAAAUUCCGUAUGGGGUUGAUCUGAGCAGUGCAAAGUUCUAAUCUUUCAGCAAAACCAUUAGUGUUCCGCAGAGAGGAGUUUCUGUUCCUGGUGCAUCAAUGGCGUCUCAGUCGGCAAAUUUGUGGGUGUUGUUAGGGCUAGGGUUGGCAGGGAUACUCAUGAUGACGAGGAAGCUGAAGAAAGCAGUUAAAGCUGACUUUGGGGCUUUCCUUGAGCGGUUUCAGCUUCUGCCGCCGCCUCAGCCGCUGCCGCCCAAAGCUCCUCACCCUCUCACUGGCCUCUCUUUCUCCGUUUCCGAUGUGUUUAAUAUCACUGGAUUUGUUACUGGUUUUGGCAAUCCAGACUGGUCGAAGACUCAUGAAUCUGCAACGCAGACGGCUAGUGCAGUUACUGCACUUGUAGAAGGAGGUGCAACAUGUGUCGGAAAGACUAUCGUAGAUGACAUGGCUUUAGGAUUAAGCGGAGAGAAUAAGCAUUAUGAUGUGCCAACUAAUCCCGCAUCUUCUUCACGAGUGGCUGGAGGUGCAUCUAGUGGUGCUUCAGUAGCUGUAGCUGCAAAACUUGUAGAUUUUUCUUUGGGCAUUGAUACUGAUGGCGGUGUGCGUGUCCCCGCGGGGUAUUGUGGAAUUCUUGGGUUUCGACCGUCACUUGGGAUAGUUUCUCACAUGGGGAUAAUUCCUGUCUCACCAAGCCUUGAUGUAGUUGGAUGGUUUGCUAGGGAUCCCAAUAUACUGCGUCGUGUUGGGCAUGUGCUGCUUCAGGUUCCGUUCACGGCUCAACGCAAUCCAAGGAACAUUGUGAUAGCUGAUGAUCUGUUUAAGUCAUUAAAUGUUCAUAUUAAUCGCACCUCUCAAGUAGUUGUUAAAGCCAUUGAAAAGCAGUUUGGAAGACAAAUGAUAAGACAUGAGACUCUGGAUUCCUAUUUAAGCAAAAAAGUUCCAAGCUUAAAGUCAUUCAAUAAAUUAAACAACGACGGUCAAUUGUCUACAAUAAGAUUGUUAGCACAUGUUGUCCAAGUACUCAAAAGGCAUGAAUUCAAGCGAAACCAUGAUGACUGGAUCAAUACUGUGAAACCUACAUUAGACCCUAUCGUUACAGCACAACUGCAUGGUGGUCUUGAUGUGACAGAUACUGAGAUUGAUAACUGCCAUGCUGUGAGGAAUGAAAUGCGAUCCGCUUUAAAUGAUCUUCUAAAGAGUGAUGGGAUUUUAGUCAUUCCCACCGUUUUUGAUCCUCCUCCAAAAACUGGCGCUAAAGAGAAUCAAUCCAUGGAAUAUCUACUUAGAGCUUGUUCGCUUGCUAGCUUGGCUAGCCUCUCUGGUGGGUGUCAGGCCACCUUACCUUUGGGGUUUCAUGAUAAAUGCCCAAUUUCUGUCUCCCUUGUAGCAAGGCAUGGAGGCGACAGGUUUCUACUUGAUGCGGUGCAUUCUUUAUAUGCAUCUGUGCAGGAACAGGUCGAAAUAGCUGCACAGCCGAUGCGCUCCAAUAAUGCUAUUAGCAAGGAAGAAUCGGCUGAGAUGGCUAAAGAAAAGGGCAACCAAGCUUUUAAAGAGAAACAAUGGCUGAGGGCUACUGGCUUCUAUUCCGAGGCUAUCAAACUCAAUGGCAAUAAUGGAACAUACUUUAGCAACCGAGCUGCGGCACACCUUGAGCUUGGAAGCUUUGUUCAAGCUGAAAUAGACUGCACGAAGGCCAUUGAACUUGAUAAGAAGAAUGUAAAAGCGUACUUUAGAAGGGGCACUGCAAGGGAAAUGCUUGGCUACUAUAACCAGGCCAUAGAAGAUUUCAAAUAUGCACUUAUCCUGGAGCCAACCAACAAGCGAGCAGCUCAGUGUGCUGAGAGGCUGAUGAAGCUGUUCCAAUGAAGAAGUAUAUAAUCCAUUAGAAUACCAUUUAUGCCCCCCUCCGGAGAUUGAAGAUGGUAUCCCUGCAAACAAAUGUGACAGUGUUUGAAAGGGGAGAAGCGGUUCAGCAUUAGUUUUGAGCAGUCCAUGCCUUUGACCAGAUGAGUUUGUAAUUAUAGUGCAAUUUUGCUCUAUCAUAAUC
Molecule: messenger RNA, 2267 nt
Organism: Cuscuta campestris
Lineage: Eukaryota; Viridiplantae; Streptophyta; Magnoliopsida; Solanales; Convolvulaceae
Source: the annotation of a GenBank genome assembly